UGCAGCUCCGGAGGCAACAGACAUGGACAAGCUGAGGACUAAAAUUAAACACUUCACCUUUCACAAUGGUAGGAAUGGCAGCCAGGGCUUUAACCGAGUCCUCAUUCAGCUGUUCGGCCUCAUGGGACAUGGUAAGUCCUCCUUCAUCAACAGCUGCUUGUACGUCUGGGAAGAUGGUGGCUACCAGAACUGGGCACAGUCUGCUGUGAAAGAUGGAGGGUGUACGAUGAACAGACUCACCUACCCGCUCACCAGUAACAUCACCCUGGUCGACAACCGAGGUUACGCCAAACUGGGGAGCUACGAAACUGGAGAAAUCUUUGCCCAGCUGGGUAAUUUGCUUCCUUUGGGGAACACAGUGGAAUGGAGCAAAGGAUUUGGACUUAUAGAGAGAAUUGUCCGAGCAGAAACUAAAAUCAAACCUUCUGACUUCAUCGUCCCGGUCUUUGUUUACAGUGUGAAGACAGGCCUCCACCCUCCAGAAGAUGAGGAGAUAAAACAUUUACUACUUAAUGCUGCCAAACUGACUGGCAUCAACCCAAUUGUUGUUCUCACCUAUAAGACAAGUGGAAGCCUGACCAAAACCAUAGGUGCAUUCAGGAACAUUGGAGCAGAGAAGAUAUUUGCUUUUGAAAAUUACACCCAGGAAGACAGUAUGAAGACAAGGGGAAGACACGAGGAAGUCCUGAAUUUUUUAUCUCAAGUUAUUGAAGAGGUAUUAUUCCGAAUUGACCAUUCUCGAGAUCCGAAGCAAGAAAUGAAGGAACGGAAGCAAUUUGUGCUAAACUAUGUCCAUGACCAAGAGAAGAAGCUUCAGCAGGACCAUCUAGACAGGCAGAGGGUGUUGGACAAAGACGUACUCAUGGCACGGUUAAAGAGACAACAAGAGAUGCUGGACAGGCAGAAGGAGAAGGAAAAGAAGGAGAUGGAGGGCGAACUACAAAGGAAACAGGAAGAGCUUGAAAGGAAGAAGCUGGCCUACCAGGCAAAACGUGAGGCCGAACUCAGGGCUCAGACUGCAAACAAUGAAAGGGGGAAGAGGUGGAAUCGUAUAUUUCGUUAGUGACAUUCUACUCAAUCUACUGCAUCAAACAAGUCUCCUCCACCUUUCAUUCAAUUUCUUCCUUUUUGUUUAGACUAGACAUGCUCAACCUGCGGCCCUCUAGCUGUUGGAAAACUACAACUCCCAUAAUUCCCGGACAGCCUACAGCUAUCAGCCUACAGAAGGGCAUGGUGGACGUUGUAGUUUUACAACAGCUGGAGGGCUGUAGGUUGAGCAUCUCUGGUUUAGACUCAUCGAACCAUGAUGAAGCCAAUGCCACUUGUGACUGAAGACGCUGUAAUAUUGACUCCUGGUGCCCACAGGCCUCACAAAACUUAGUCCUCUUAGCAUCCUCAUCUCCAUUGAAAUUUUAACUUUAUCUGUAUUUAAUAAAAAUAAAAAAUAUAUAUAUA
This is a messenger RNA of Bufo bufo (common toad), 1455 nucleotides long. RefSeq lists its product as uncharacterized. The transcript has 4 exons. The record is from RefSeq and is a predicted model, not a curated record. Lineage: Eukaryota; Metazoa; Chordata; Amphibia; Anura; Bufonidae. Bases 23 to 1063 code for a protein of 346 amino acids.